Messenger RNA from Neurospora tetrasperma FGSC 2508, 1027 nucleotides. RefSeq lists its product as uncharacterized. The transcript has a single exon. Gene Ontology annotation, molecular function: structural constituent of ribosome. The record is from RefSeq and is a predicted model, not a curated record. NCBI's taxonomy places the organism in Eukaryota, Fungi, Ascomycota, Sordariomycetes, Sordariales, Sordariaceae. Gene Ontology annotation, biological process: translation. The coding region runs from base 28 to 819 and encodes 263 amino acids. Gene Ontology annotation, cellular component: mitochondrial large ribosomal subunit.
UCGCAACUUCUGCGCACUUACACCUCGAUGCUCCGCUCGACCCCCUUGAUGCUCAUCUUCCAACACAACAACCUGACCGCUAUCGAGUGGGCUGCGAUAAGGCGAGAGCUUAGCCUUGCCCUGAGCAACGUUCCAGUUCCAGAGGACGCUCCCGAUAUCACUUCCAAGAUCCACCUCCAGGUUGUCCGCACGCGCAUCUUCGAUGUUGCGCUCAAGACCGUUGAGUUCUUCGACCCUUCUACAGUGGAGCCCACCACGGCUACAACAGCUACGGGCACCAAGGUUCCCGCUACAUACAACCACGAUCUGUCGAAGCAUGCGUGGAAGGCUGUCAAAGAGGCGACCAAGAACACCGAGGCCGUUGAGAAGACCGUUUACGGCCAGCUCGCUCCUCUGCUCGUCGGACCUGUCGCCAUCCUCACCCUGCCCUCCGUGUCGCCGGCGCAUCUCGGCGCUGCCCUGAGCGUCCUCGCCCCUAGCCCCCCAGCCUUCCCUGCGCCCAGCAGGAAGAAGAACCCCGGUUAUUAUGACCUUACCUGCCAGUCUGGUCUGCAGAAGCUCCUGCUAGUCGGUGGCCGCAUCGAGGGCAAGGCCUUCGACUACGACGGCAUCAAGUGGGUUGGCGGCAUCGAGAACGGAAUCGAGGGUCUGCGCGCCCAGCUCGUGCACAUGCUGCAGAGCGCCGGCAUGGGUCUUACCAGCGUUUUGGAGGGUGCUGGCAAGAGCCUCUGGCUUACCAUGGAGAGCCGCAGGAGUGUCUUGGAGGAGGAGCAGAACCCCAAGAAGGAGGGCGAGGGCGAGGAGGAGAAGAAAGAGUAGAUCUGAUCAGCGUGAAGUCGAGUGCGAACAACCGGAAAUAUCGGGGCCCAAUUUACUCCACAAACACCAAAGGUCUGGGUGCUUUACAUUUCUCAGGCUUGCCGGACCUAGUGAUACGAUGCUGCUACUUUAUAAGAGAUCAAGUACAAAAGAUCUGGUGUACAAUACAAUGUAACAAAGACAUAUGUAAAAGCGCAAAUCAUCUGGC